AUGAACAUAGCAAGGAAUAUACCUAUAAUAGUACAUACUCCAGUAAGCAGUUUUCGAGGCGUUCGUGCUCAGGACGGCAAUUACUCUAUGUUCCUUGGUAUCCCGUACGCGAGAAUUGAUCCGAAAAACGUUUUUGGUUCUCCUAUACCACACAAAUUCGAAGGGAUAUUUGAAGCAGUCGAUGAUACCUCAAGAUGUCCUCAAAUUGAAGAAUAUAACCAGACAAUAACUGGGACACUGGACUGCCUACACGUCAACAUUUACGUACCGAACAGCGCCAGUAUUCAUAAUCCCUUGCCCGUUAAGAUCCAUAUAUUUGGGGGCACUUACAUAUUUGGAUUUGCAAGCAGAUACGUCUACGGACCACGCUUCUUGGUCAGACAUGACGUUAUUUUCAUUACUUUGAACUAUCGUCUUGGCCCGUACGGAUUUAUGUGUCUAAACACUUAUAUAGUGCCAGGGAAUCAGGGUUUGAAAGAUCAAGUACAGGCACUACGCUGGAUUAAAGAAAAUAUACGAUAUUUUGCCGGAGAUGACUCCAAAAUAACUAUAGCGGGAAACAGUGCAGGUGGACAAUCUGUGGAUUUGCAUCAGUACUUUCUGCAGGAACCACUUUAUAAUAGAGUUAUUUUGCAAAGUGGCGUUGCAUUGAAUCGUCCACUUCAUAUUAGGGAUCCUGAACCAUAUGCUCCUAUAAAAUUAGCAAAUCUGUUGAAUUAUACAACAAAUAAUAUUAACGAUGCUUUAUCAUUUCUUAACAAAGUGGAGCCACAUGAACUUAUUGCUGCAACAAGAGAUUCUGGUGUAUUUCUUGGACCGUGUGUUGAAAAGCGAUUCGAAAAUGUUAAUAAUAAGUUCUCAAAUGAAACAAAAAUGAUUGUCCGGUUGUUUUAUUAUGGUGACGAUGUUCAACGUGAAGAUAAUAGGAGACAGGAAAUUAAUGUAGGUGCCGAUUUUGUUUUUCACAGGCCGAUAUUUAGAACUGUUAGAAAAUAUUUGGAAAGUGGCCUAAACAACACGUACUUCUAUAUGUUUUCAUUUUGUAGUGAAAAGAAUUACUAUAACCCUUAUAGUGUAGUAAAUGAAGCAAGUUGUUGUGGUGCCGUUCACGCUGAUGAACUGGGAUAUUUAUUCGAUUGUUCUUUCAUGAAAGAACGAUUGCGUGAUGAAGAUAUGCUUAUUGGGGACAGGAUGACCGAACUUUGGUCUAAUUUCGCUAAAUAUGGAAAUCCAACACCAAAACCAUCUAAGUUGAUUCCUCUUCAAUGGCCUCGCGUAACCCAGGACAAACCGCAAAAAUUGUAUGCAGGUGACAGCUGUCACUCUACCCAAGAUUUGCAAUAA
Molecule: messenger RNA, 1344 nt
Organism: Cydia splendana
Lineage: Eukaryota; Metazoa; Arthropoda; Insecta; Lepidoptera; Tortricidae
Product: juvenile hormone esterase-like
Exons: 7
Coding region: 1-1344 (447 amino acids)
Molecular function (GO): serine hydrolase activity
Source: RefSeq, a predicted model, not a curated record